ACAAAACUAUCGUUCAAAAUGAAGUGUGUUCUUGCUGUUCUUUGCUUGGUGGGCAUGGCUUCGGCCUUUGAAACCACCACUACAGCUUACAACUACCACGAACAGAUCGGUAUCAAAGAAGCUUCAAGGAUCAAGCAAGCUGAGACAGCAUUGGACUUUGACGGCUCCAGAAUUGUUGGUGGUUGGCAAUCAGCUGUUGGAAGCCAACCCCACCUUGCAGGUUUGGUCAUCACUCUAACUACUGGUCGGCAAUCAGUCUGCAGUGCAUCACUCGUGAGCAACAACAGAUUAGUGACGGCAGCUCACUGCUGGUGGGACGGUCAGAGCCAGGCUCGCCAGUAUGUCGUGGUGCUGGGUGUGACCACCCUCUUCACGGGAGGACUUCGUAUCGCUACAAACAAUGUCAGAAUGCACCCAAAUUGGAACAUUUUUAACGCCAAUGCGGACGUAGCUGUCAUCACUGUUCCCUGGGUGGCAUACACAAAUGUUAUUCAGCCUAUUGCCUUAGCUUCGGGAAACCAAGAAUACGUCGGAACAUGGGCAAUAGCUGCCGGUUAUGGAAGAACUAGCGACAGCCAAAGUGGGGUCCCAACCAAUCAAGUGAGACAUGAAGUGCACCUCCGUGUAAUCACCAACGCUGAAUGUCGGAACACAUUCGGUCCAUCGAUCAUCGUUUGGUCAACUCUUUGCACAAGUGGUCAAGGUGGUGUUGGCAUAUGUAACGGAGAUUCUGGUGGUCCCCUCGCUAUUGGAAGCGGAAACGCUAGGACUUUGAUUGGUAUCUCCUCUUUCGUCUCUCCUCGGGGCUGUCAAGCUGGUUUUCCUGCCGGUUUCGCCAGGGUGACAGCUUUCAGCGCAUGGAUCCGUAGCCUUCUAUAAACCUUUUUCUACUUAAUUGGACCAAUCAAAUGAAAAAGAUAUAAUAAAGUUUAUUGUUUUAAGAA
Molecule: messenger RNA, 944 nt
Organism: Leptidea sinapis
Lineage: Eukaryota; Metazoa; Arthropoda; Insecta; Lepidoptera; Pieridae
Product: collagenase-like
Exons: 5
Coding region: 19-879 (286 amino acids)
Biological process (GO): proteolysis
Molecular function (GO): serine-type endopeptidase activity
Source: RefSeq, a predicted model, not a curated record